Molecule: messenger RNA, 3282 nt
Organism: Drosophila simulans
Lineage: Eukaryota; Metazoa; Arthropoda; Insecta; Diptera; Drosophilidae
Exons: 5
Coding region: 1-3282 (1093 amino acids)
Biological process (GO): proteolysis
Molecular function (GO): aspartic-type endopeptidase activity
Source: RefSeq, a predicted model, not a curated record
AUGCGGAGUGUGAUUCAACAACGGGGCUUCUGCAAAAGCCAAAUUACUCGUGCGCAUAAUAAUGCCUUAAAAUUUGUUGAUGACAUUCAAUCAGUGCAAACAAUAGUUGUCCGCCUGGCGCAACUACAGGAAAAUUAUUUGCGGUUCGUACGGCUCUCGGAAGAGCUGUAUGCAUUUAAAUCGGAAGCCGAUUGGGAGAACCCUGACGAGGAUUUUGACGCAUAUGAGGACAAACAUUAUGCUACACACGCUAUUCUCAGCAAUACUUUGGAGGAGUUGAGACGGGAUGUCACCUCAAACAAUAGCGAUACCCGCCAAGCCUGGGCUCAGUGCGCAGAAUCCGAGGAAAAAGGUGUGACCAUCAACCGAUUCUUGAAAUUUCUCACAUCACGCUGCGAUACGUUGGAGGCUUUUGAAUUAACUCGAUCAACCCAAGCUCGACGCGCAGCUACCACGCACCACGCAGACACGCAUCCAAGACGGGAAGAGCCGAAGUGCACAUCGUGCCAGCAGAAUCACCAACUGUUUAAGUGUCCUCAAUUCAUCGCACUCGACAUUGCAUCUCGCCGAGACUUCCUCAAAUCAAGAAAGCUCUGUUUCAAUUGCCUCAGCCCGGCUCAUAUGGUGGGCAACUGUACAUCGAGGCAUACUUGUCGGAUCUGCCGCCGCAAGCAUCAUACUUUGGUUCAUGGCUCGUCGCAGCCAAUUCAAAAUGGCAACAACAUUGACACAGCAAGUGUUGACAGCCGCGAUCGACCAGCAGUCUCACAUGCGGGAUCUACAAUUGGCCACAAUCAACCGCUAGCUCGAGAAGGUCAUCGCUUGGGAAGCGAGACUCCCGCGGAAAACAACUUUACGCAUCAUACUCUGGAGAAUAUUCCGGCGGCUGGUUCUCAGACUCUGUUGCCAACCAUCCUUGCUGACGUCAUCGACGCCUGGGGAAACACUACAACCUGCAGGCUGCUCCUGGACACUGGAUCUACAAUAACCUUGGCAUCGGAAUCAUUUGUUCAGCGAAUAGGCGUGCGUCGAACGCACGCACGGAUUUCUAUUCUCGGUCUCGCCGCCAACAGCGCGGGCGUUACCCGAGGACGCGCACAUAUCAAGCUGCGCUCUCGUCAUUCGGGCCAAACUGUCGAAUUGGUCUCGUUCAUUCUCACCUCGCUGACGUCAUCACUUCCUGCCCAAGUUAUUGACACCUCAUCCUCUACGUGGAGGCAAAUCUGCGAGCUUCCUUUGGCAGACCCAACGUUCUGCACACCUGGAGCAAUCGAUGUCAUUGUUGGAUCGGAUCAACUUUGGUCUCUAUACACAGGAGAUCGGAAACACUUUGGCUCUUACUCUGCAUUCGAUGAUCACCCUACUUCUGCGGUUACUCAUCACGCGGACCUAGACACGAUGGUUCGUUCAUUCAUGGAGAUGGACAGCAUUCAGCCUAACCAGGCUCUCCUGGACGCCAGCGAUCCCACAGAGCGUCAUUUUGCUGCCACACACAAGCGCUCGACGGACGGGGUGUACGUCGUCGAGUAUCCCUUCAAGGAGAAGGCACCGCCUAUUGAUUCGACCUUGCCACAGGCCAUCAAUCGCUUCUUCUCGCUGGAACGCAAAUUUCGUCGGUAUCCAGAAUUGAAGCAGCAGUACGAAGCUUUCCUGGACGACUACUUGCAACGUGGACAUAUGGAACAACUGACCUCGGCUCAGGUUGAAGAGUCCCCAGACACCUGCUUCUAUUUGCCGCACCACGCUGUCAUCAAACUGGACAGUCUGACUACCAAAUGUCGUGUAGUUUUUGAUGGAUCAGGAAAGGACAGCUCUGGAGUAUCGCUCAAUGACAGACUACAUAUUGGUCCACCGAUUCAACGCGAUCUUUUUGGCGUUUGUCUACGCUUCCGGCAGCACCAAUAUGUUUUAUGUGCAGAUGUCGAAAAGAUGUUUCGAGGCAUUAAAGUCUUUAAGCCACACACCAAUUUUCAGCGCAUUGUUUGGCGCACGACUGAGAAUGAACCUCUGCUUCAUUUUCGCCUGCUGACGGUUACCUACGGAUUGGCACCGUCACCAUUUCUGGCUGUUCGAGUUCUAAAGCAACUUGCCGACGAUCAUGGCCAUGAAUACCCUGCAGCAGCUCACGCUCUUCUGCACGAUGCCUAUGUGGACGAUAUCCCUACAGGCGCCAACACAUUCGAGGAGCUUAUGAUUCUCAAGGACGAGCUUAUAGCCCUCUUGGAUAAGGGAAAAUUCAAGCUACGCAAAUGGAGUUCUAAUACUCCUCAAUUCACCUGUCAAAGUUCUUGGUAUCCAAUGGAACCCUGGGAAGGACGUCCUGUAUCUCAACCUAAAGGGAUGCGAUGCGACCAUUUCUCCGACGAAAAGGAACUCUUGUCUCAGCUAUCAAGAAUUUAUGAUCCGCUUGGACUGGUAGCGCCGGUCACAGUUCUACUCAAGCUAAUCUUCCAAGAAAGCUGGACAAGUGUCCUGCAGUGGGACGACCCCAUACCUGAAAGUCUACGUACGCGCUGGAGAGCCUUAGUAGAGGAUUUGCCAGCACUUACGCAAUGCCAAGUACCACGGUAUAUUGCGUCACCAUUUCGAGAUGUUCAACUACACGGAUUCACCGACGCAUCCUCGCACGCCUACGGUGCGGUAGUUUACGCUCGAGUUGCAGUUGGAUGCAGCUUUCAAGUAACUCUGGUUGCCGCCAAAACACGGGUGGCCCCGAUCAAGCCCGUAUCAAUUCCACGUUUGGAGCUAAACGCUGCGUUACUUCUAUCUCGAUUGCUUUCUAUUGUCAAAACAUCACUAACAAUUCCUCUUUCAGCACGAGCUGCUGGACAGAUUCAGAAAUUCUGCUGGAACCAUGUUCGCACGGAAGACAAUCCUGCAGAUUGUGCUUCCCGAGGACUUCAUCCGUCAAAGCUUCUGGAGCAUCGACUGUGGUGGAAAGGUCCGUCCUGGCUGGCCACACCCACCUCUGAGUGGCCACCUUCUACAAGCAAGUUCAGCGUAUCUUCAAGUUUCGAUGUCAACACCGAAGAACGAGCCAUAAAGCCCACGACUCUACAUAACUUUCCUGAUGAAAGUAUACACGAGUUCCUCAUCCACAAAUUCUCAACCUGGACGCGUCUUAUAAGGGUAUCUAGCUACUGUCAUCGCUUUAUUCACACUCUUCGAUCCCAUCAUAGGAAUUCGGCACCAUUCCUUACGUCUGAAGAGUUGCUGGACGCACAGCGCCGACUUAUUCGACAUGUGCAACAAAAAUCCUUUGCCAGAGAUAUGAGCAGCUAG